ACCCCUCUUGGGACCUGGGCGAUGCUCCCCACACAAAUGAGCCCUGGGAACGAGGACUUGGUCGUCAGUUUGACUGCCAGCCACCUGUGCACCAAAUUGUAUAGAGUUGUUUGUUUGAGAUGUGUGUCUCUCCCCUCCCUAGUCCACGGGCCCUAUUUUAAAUAUAGACCGAGGCUGUUGCAUACGUUUUUGUUGUUGCUUGGGUUUUGUUUUUGUUUAACAUUUGUAUCCUGAUACCAGAUGGGGAGCUCUGGGUCAAAGCUGAGCUCUUGAUUUCACAGCUUCUCGUCUUCAGUCGCCUAUUAAACCAGAGGACUCACCAUUGCUUCUAUGGCUGCCUCACAGACUCCAGAAACUGUUGCAUCUCAUGUUCCUUUUGCAGAUUUAUGUUCAACUUUAGAACGAAUACAAAAAGGUAAAGGACGUGCAGAAAAAAUCAGAUACUUCAGAGAAUUUUUAGAUUCUUGGAGACGAUUCCAUGAUGCCCUUCAUAAGAACCAAAAAGAUGUCACAGACUCUUUUUAUCCAGCAAUGAGACUAAUUCUUCCUCAGCUAGAAAGAGAGAGAAUGGCCUAUGGCAUCAAAGAAACUAUGCUUGCUAAGCUUUAUAUCGAAUUGCUUAAUUUACCUAAAGAAGGAAAAGAUGCUCUUAAACUUUUAAAUUAUAGGACACCCACUGGAGCUCGUGGGGAUGCUGGAGAUUUUGCGAUCAUCGCAUACUUUGUGUUGAAGCCAAGAUGUUUGCAGAAAGGAAGCUUAACCAUACAGCAAGUAAAUGACCUUCUAGAUUCAGUUGCUAGCAGUAAUUCUGCUAAAAGAAAAGACCAAGUAAAGAAGAGCCUUCUUCAACUUAUAACUCAGAGUUCCGCACUUGAACAAAAGUGGCUUAUACGAAUGAUUGUAAAGGAUUUAAAACUUGGUGUUAGUCAGCAAACUAUCUUUUCUGUUUUUCAUAGUGAUGCUACUGAGUUGCAUAAUGUUACCACCGAUCUGGAAAAAGUGUGUAGACAAUUGCAUGAUCCUUCUGUAGGACUCAGUGAUAUUUCCAUCACUUUAUUUUCUGCCUUUAAGCCAAUGCUAGCUGCUAUUGCAGAUAUUGAGCGCAUUGAGAAGGAUAUGAAACACCAGAGUUUCUACAUAGAAACUAAGCUCGAUGGCGAGCGCAUGCAAAUGCACAAAGAUGGGGAUGUGUAUAAAUACUUCUCCCGAAAUGGAUAUAACUAUACUGAUCAGUUUGGUGCUUUUCCAGACGAAGGCUCUCUUACCCCAUUCAUUCAUAACACAUUCAACAUAGAUAUACAAAGCUGUAUCCUUGACGGUGAGAUGAUGGCCUACAACCCAGAUACACAAACGUUUAUGCAAAAGGGGAAUAAGUUUGAUAUUAAGAGAAUGGUGGAAGAUUCUGAUCUUCAAACCUGUUACUGUGUUUUUGAUGUAUUGAUGGUUAAUAAUAAAAAACUAGGACAUGAGACCCUGAAAAAGAGGUAUGAGAUUCUUAGUAGUACUUUUAUGCCCAUACCAGGUAGAAUAGAAAUGGUGCAGAAAAAACUAGGUCAUACUAAGAACGAAGUAAUUGAUGCACUGAAUGAAGCAAUCGAUAAAAGAGAAGAGGGAAUCAUGGUGAAACAUCCUCUGUCCAUUUACAAACCAGACAAAAGAGGUGAAGGAUGGUUAAAAAUUAAACCAGAGUAUGUCAACGGACUGAUGGAUGAAUUGGACAUCUUAAUUGUUGGAGGUUACUGGGGUAAAGGUUCACGGGGUGGGAUGAUGUCUCAUUUUUUGUGUGCAGUAGCAGAGAAGCCCCCUCCUGGUGAAAAGCCAUCUGUGUUUCAUACUCUCACUCGUGUGGGCUCUGGUUACACCAUGAAAGAACUGUAUGACCUGGGUUUGAAAUUGGCCAAACAUUGGAAGGCUUUUCAUAAAAGAGCUCCACCGAGUAGCAUUUUAUGUGGAACAGAGAAGCCAGAAGUGUACAUCGAACCCUGUAAUUCUGUCAUUGUUCAGGUUAAGGCAGCAGAGAUUGUCCCCAGUGAUAUGUAUAAAACUGGCUGCACACUGCGUUUUCCACGAAUUGAAAAGAUAAGAGAUGACAAAGAGUGGCAUGAGUGCAUGACUCUGGAUGACUUAGAGCAACUUCGGGGAAAAGCAUCUGGAAAGCUUGUGUCCAAGCACCUCUACUUGGGCGACGACGAGCAGCCACAAGGAAAAAGGCGAAGAGCUGCCCCCAAGGUGAAAAGGGUUAUUGGAAUCAUUGAACACUUAAAAGCACCCAACCUUACUAAUGUAAGCAAAGUUUCCAAUGUAUUUGAAGACGUGGAGUUUUGUGUGAUGAGUGGAACAAACAGCCAUUCGAAGCCUGACCUGGAGAGCAGAAUUGCAGAACUGGGUGGCUGUAUAGUCCAGAAUCCAGGCCCAGACACAUACUGUGUAAUUGCAGGGUCUGAGAACAUUCGAGUGAGAAACAUAAUUGCUUCAGGCAAGCAUGAUGUUGUCAAGCCCAUCUGGCUUUUAGAGUGUUUUAAGACCAAAAGCUGUGUGCCGUGGCAGCCUCGCUUUAUGAUUCAUAUGUGUCCAUCAACAAAAGAGCAUUUUGCCCGUGAAUAUGAUUGCUACGGUGAUAGUUAUUUUGUUGAUACGGAUUUGAACCAACUGAAGGAAGUAUUCUCUGGCAUUAAAAAUUCUAAUGAACAGGUUCCUGAGGAAAUGGCUUCUGUGAUUGCCGAUUUAGAAUAUCGGUAUUCCUGGGAUCACUCUCCUCUCAGUGUGUUUCGAUGCCACACCAUUUAUGUGGACCUGUAUACUGUUAUUAAUGACUUGAGUACCAAAAUUGAGGGAACAAGAUUAGCUAUGCAUGCCUUGGAGCUUCGAUUUCAUGGUGCAAAAGUAGUGUCUUGUUUGGCUGAAGGAGUAUCUCAUGUAAUCAUCGGGGAGGAUCAUAGUCGCAUUGCAGAUUUUAAAGCUUUUAGAAGGACUUUUAAGAGAAAGUUUAAAAUCCUCACAGAAGGUUGGGUAAUUGAUUCAAUAGACAAGUGUGAAUUACAGGAGGAAAACCAAUAUCUGAUUUAAAACUCGCCUCUGAUCCGACAGACUCACUGCAACAAAUGGUAAUGAUAAAAUAUUAAGCUACAUUUUAUUUUUCUCUUAAAAUAUGUGCUUAAAAAGUAUUAUUAGAUAUAAGAAAACAAUUUUAACUUUUAAAAUUAAAAACAGAAUGGCCUAAAGGUAACCUUAUCUGAGUAAUGUAGUAUUUUAAUGAUUUUUAUAACCAAGAUGAAAUAAUUAAAAUUUAAAGAAGUGUUUGCAUAAAACAAUACAGAAAUCUAGAAUUUUGACUGAGAUUCUAAUAAAGUACAUUUAGAAGCUUUUACAGUAUUGAUCAUCUAGACAGUAUUUUCUGAAGUCAAAUUAAAAAAACAGUAUUUUUUCAUCUAAUAAAAGCAUUGAAAGAAAAAAGGGUAGACUUGUUCCAACUGAUUUUGUAAAAAGUACGUCCUUUUACUUGAAGGCUAAAAUGUUUCUUUUAAAUAUGAAAUGUAAAAAGAAAUUUUUUUAAGGCUAAGGACAAAUGCAUUAAAAAAACUUUGUCAGUGAUGUUUUUAGCUAAAUUUGGGGAGAUUGAAUGAGAUUUAAUAGUCUAAAAAUUUUAGAUUGAAUUGGUUUGAUUAAAAAUAAACCUAGCAAUUUUAAAAGUAGCCCACAUUUAAUUUUUUAUCUGGAAUAUAGCAUUUUUUAAAGAAAGUAUUUUUGUGUGAAUUUGCAUGCCAGUAUAAGUAGUAUUAACAAAAAGUCUUCUUUGAUAUUAUCCAUUGAUUGGGUGCUGGUAUGUCAUAUGUAUUGUAACUUUCAUUAGAGGGAAAUAAAUUGCUUUGACUUUUUAAAAUGGCCUUUAUAUUUAGAUUAUUUAAAGUCAAUGUGUAUAAUGUAUAUUAUAUCUGGAUUUAUUAUACCAAAUUUUGGGAUACAGCCUAUCUCAUGACUGGAUUGUGGUGUAUGGAAUUUGGUAU
Carlito syrichta (Philippine tarsier) is the source of this 4004-nucleotide messenger RNA. It is a transcript of the gene LIG4, whose product is annotated as DNA ligase 4. The record is from RefSeq and is a predicted model, not a curated record. Lineage: Eukaryota; Metazoa; Chordata; Mammalia; Primates; Tarsiidae. Gene Ontology annotation, cellular component: DNA-dependent protein kinase-DNA ligase 4 complex; DNA ligase IV complex. Gene Ontology annotation, biological process: immunoglobulin V(D)J recombination; nucleotide-excision repair, DNA gap filling; DNA biosynthetic process. Bases 331 to 3066 code for a protein of 911 amino acids. The transcript has 2 exons. Gene Ontology annotation, molecular function: ATP binding; DNA binding; DNA ligase (ATP) activity.